AUGCCGCCAUCAGCACCAAAGAAGCCGGACGCAUCCGCCGCUGCGAAGGAGCGCAACGAGUACAUCCCGUCCUUCAUCUCAAAGAAGCCGUUUUAUGCCAUCGACGAGACCGGCGAAGAAAACGACUACCUUGAGCAUCAGCGUCUCCAGAAACAGGAGCAGGACUCAAAAUGGUACGACCGCGGGAAGAAGAUUGGUCCGGCAGCGACCAAAUAUCGCAAAGGCGCUUGCGAGAACUGCGGAGCCAUGACGCACAAAAAGAAAGACUGUCUGAGUCGUCCACGGAAGGCAGGCGCGAGGUUUACGGGCAAAAACAUCGAAGCCGAUGAGGUCAUACAGGACGUUCAACUUGGCUUCGACGCAAAGCGCGAUCGCUGGAACGGGUACGAUGCGUCCAACUUUGACGAGGUCAUCGACGAGUACAAGGCGCUGGAGGAGAUUCGGAAGAAGGCAAAAGACGCUGAGAAGGGUGACGAUAAGUCGGAUGAGGAGGAGGAUGAGGGCGACAAAUACGACGCCGAAACCGACAUGGGCAGGAAGCAAGCUACGUCUACGCGAAAUCUGCGAUUACGGGAGGACACGGCCAAGUAUCUGCUGAAUCUUGACCUCGACUCCGCCAAAUACGACCCUAAGACACGUUCCAUGGUGGACAGUGGUGUGACGUCAGACAAUGCGUCCAAGCUGGUAGCAGAAGAAGGCUUCAUGAAGGCUUCUGGAGAUGCAGCAGAGUUUGAACGCGCACAACGAUACGCCUGGGAGACACAAGAGCGCGGUGACAAGAACAAGCUUCAUCUGCAGGCCAAUCCCACAUCUGGCGAGAUCAUGCGUAAGAAGGAGCUCAAGGAGGCAGAUGAGCAAAAAGCGGCUAAGGCAAAGGCGCUGGCAGAGAAGUACGGCACGCAAGAAAAGUUCACCGACGACACACUGCGCAAGACGGCCGUGACCGAGUCAGAAAAGUACGUCGAAUAUGACGAGCGAGGCAGGAUAAAGGGCGCGCCGAAGGUCAAGGCAAAGUCACAAUACCCAGAAGAUGUUCAUCUCAACAAUCACACCUCGGUGUGGGGCAGUUGGUGGUCAAACUUCCAAUGGGGGUUCGCAUGCUGCCACUCCACAGUCAAGAACUCGUAUUGCACGGGCGAGGCUGGAAAGGAGGCGUUCGAACUUGCGGACCGUAUGCGCACUGGUGCUGAGCUCGAUGAGGUGCCCAAGGCCAUUGCCUGGCAAGAAGAAGAGGCUCUCCAAGAGCACGUGCCCAAUGCGCCCGAUCGCGAUGAGAAGGCAAAACAAGAUGCAGCCUCUCGCAAGCGAACACUGGAGCAGAUGACGGAUGGAAUUAGUGAAGCAGAAAUGGAGGAAUAUAGACGGAAAAAAGUUAUGGGUGCUGACCCCAUGGCCGCAUACCUAUCGAAGGGCAGCAAAAGUGAAGCGAAUGACAUGGAGUUCCUGACAAUCGAAUGCGUUGUCCUGCAGCAUGCAGUGGUGAUCGGUACAGUCGAGUGCACGCCUCAAGGGUCCAACUGCACUUGGCCUACCUCAUUCGCAUCGUUGCAGUUUCCUUCCCUCCUUUACGAUGAACAACUCAGACAAAUGGUGAUUGCGCAUGCAGACGCGUAUGCGUUGUAUGAACAGCCCGAGGCAGCAGCGACCGGGCUCAGGAAGGCAGCUACCACCGCCGCGAUGUCUUCUCGUAAUGUUGACAUGGGGAGGCAAGAGUCGGAGCUCGCCAUCAACAUCAAGAAGGCCACGAGCAUCGAAGAAGUCUCACCUAAGCGAAAGCAUGUACGAGCAUGCAUUGUGUAUACGUGGGACCACAAGAGCUCGGCGAGCUUUUGGCAGGGCAUGAAAGUCCAGCCAAUUCUCGCCGACGAGGUCCAGACAUUCAAGGCACUCAUUACCGUCCACAAGGUCCUCCAGGAAGGCCAUCCCAUCGUUCUCAAAGAGGCGCAAUCAAACACCAGCUGGCUCGAGAGCUUGUCCAGGGGCUCAACCGCCGGCGAGGGCAUGCGCGGAUAUGCGCCACUCAUUUCCGAGUACAUAUACUACCUGAUGGCCAAGCUGGCCUUUCACCGACAGCAUCCAGAAUUCAAUGGAACUUUCGAAUAUGAGGAGUACAUCAGUCUCAAGUCGAUCAACGACCCCAACGAGGGAUACGAGACGAUUUCUGAUCUGAUGACGCUGCAAGAUCAGAUCGACGCGUUCCAAAAGCUCAUCUUCUCGCACUUCCGAAGCGGCGCAAAUAAUGAAUGCCGAAUUGCUGCCCUGGUUCCCCUCGUUCAGGAGAGCUACGGCAUUUACAAGUUCAUCACUAGCAUGUUGCGAGCUAUGCAUACAACCCUUGGUGAUGACGAGGCACUCUCUCCCCUACGCGGCCGCUACGAUGCGCAACACUACCGCCUCGUCAAGUUUUAUUACGAGUGCUCAAACUUGCGAUACCUGACCUCUUUGAUCACGGUACCAAAGCUGCCACAAGAGCCGCCGAACCUGCUCUCUGAAGACGAGAAUGCGCCAGCUCUACCCGCGAGGCCGCGUAACGAGAAGCCUGAAGAGUCAGCCCCACCACGCGCACCAUCGGUGGACCCCGAACCAAUCAACGAGUUCUGGAAGAACGAUCAGAGGAGGCAGCAAGAGGAGUUCGACGCCGAACAAAGGAGGCUGCAGCAGCAAUGGGAGGAGGCUCAGCGCCAGCAGCAACAAUCGCAGAUGCAAGCCCAGCGAGACUUCGAGGAGCAGCAACGAUUGCAAGCUGAACAAGCCCGCCUGGCGCAAGAGCAGCUCAUGCGCGACCAAUAUCAGCAACAAACUCAGGGUCGCCUGGCAGAACUCGAGCGAGAGAACUUGAAUGCGCGCGCACAAUACGAGCGCGACCAGCUGAUGCUGCAACAAUACGACCAGAGGAUGAAAGCCCUAGAAGGUGAACUCGCGCAGAUGAAUCAGAACUACCAGCAGCAGAUUGGCUCCAAGGACGACCAGAUCCGCGCCCUUCAAGAGCAGUUGAACACAUGGCGAUCGAAAUAUGAGUCCCUAGCGAAGCUCUACUCGCAACUACGACAUGAGCAUCUUCAGCUGCUUCAGAAGUUCAAGCAAGUCCAACUUAAGGCGAACUCUGCGCAAGAAGCAAUCGACGGCCGCGACAGGCUGCAACGAGAGCUGAAGACGAAGAACCUUGAACUCGCCGAUAUGAUCCGAGAGCGCGAUCGCGCACUGAUGGAGAAGGACCGAACCACAGGUGGACAUCGCGAUGAGUUAGAAAAAGUCAAGCGCGAGCUUCGUGCCGCGCUCGAUAGGGCUGAUAACUCUGAACGUGGCAAGGGAUCGGAGCUGUCAGCAAUGCUUUCGAGGCACAACCGUGAGAUCGCGGAUCUUGAGGAAGCGCUGCGAAAUAAGACUCGCCAGCUGGACGACAUGCAAAUGAAGUACCGCGAGGGUGACUCCGACCUCGAACGCCAAUUGCGCGACAAGGAAGAGGAACUCGAGAUUUUCCGCGCUGGCAUGGACCAGACGCUGCUCGAGCUGAAUGAGCUGAAGCUUAAUGCGAACGCCAAUGACAAUGUGCUCGAUGGACAUUUGGACACUUUGAUCCAGGACAGCCUCCAGAAGAUCAACGAUAUUAUCGACUCUGUAUUGCAGGCCGGUGUUCAGCGCGUUGAUGAUGCGUUAUAUGAGCUGGACUCCUCCAUGCAGGCUGGUAACCAAAACGCUACUGGUCCCUAUGUGCUGUCACAGAUUGAGAAAGCAUCGACAUGUACAAUGGAAUUUUCGACCGCCUUUAACAACUUCAUCGCUGACGGACCAAAUGCGAAGCACGCUGAAGUUAUCAAUGCGGUCAACAGCUUUUCCGGCUCAAUCGUGGAUGUCCUCGUGAACACCAAGGGCCUCACAAGAUUUGCCUCGGAUGAGAACAAGGCUGACCAGCUCAUUAACGCCGCGCGCGCAUCGGCGACUUCUACGAUCAGAUUUUUCCGAAGCGUACAAACUGUGCGCAUGUAUGAUCUUGACGCCGAGCAAAAGAUCAACGUUGUCAUCAACAACAGUACCGAAGUUGUCCGCAAUCUUCAGAGCUUGUCUAAGCUAGCCGACGCAUUUGCGCCCAAGAGCAAGAUCACAAGUGCAUCUGGUGAUCUUGGUGAACUGGUUGAGGACGAGCUGACAAAGGCUGCCAACGCCAUCGAAGCGGCGGCAGAGCGUUUGGCUAAGCUCAAGAACAAGCCUCGGGAUCAAUUCUCUACGUACGAGCUUAAGAUCCACGACUCUAUCCUCGAAGCUGCUAUUGCUGUCACAAAUGCCAUCGCUCAGCUCAUCAAAGCAGCCACGGCUUCUCAACAGGAGAUUGUCCGCGAAGGUCGUGGUAGCAUGUCCAAGACGCAAUUCUACAAGAAGCACAACCGCUGGACCGAAGGUCUCAUCAGUGCUGCUAAGGCAGUUGCAACAUCGACCAAUGUGCUCAUCGAGACCGCCGACGGUGUCAUCUCUGGACGCAACUCGCCCGAACAGCUCAUUGUCGCUUCGAACGACGUUGCCGCAUCAACUGCUCAAUUGGUGGCUGCCAGUCGUGUCAAGGCCAGCUUCAUGAGCAAGACUCAAGACCGCCUCGAGACAGCAUCAAAGGCUGUCACAUCGGCUUGCAAGUCGCUUGUCCGACAGGUCCAGGACAUCAUCGCGCAGAAGAACCGUGACAGCGGCGAUGCAGUGGACUACACCAAGUUGAGCGAUCGCGAGUUCAAGACGCAGCAGAUGGAGCAGCAGGUCGAAAUUUUGCAACUCGAGAACCAGCUCAGCCAAGCGCGUGUCAGAUUGGGAGAGAUGCGCAAGCUCUCUUAUCUCGAAGAAUAA
Molecule: messenger RNA, 4830 nt
Organism: Parastagonospora nodorum SN15
Lineage: Eukaryota; Fungi; Ascomycota; Dothideomycetes; Pleosporales; Phaeosphaeriaceae
Exons: 9
Coding region: 1-4830 (1609 amino acids)
Biological process (GO): endocytosis; actin filament organization; clathrin coat assembly
Cellular component (GO): actin cortical patch; clathrin-coated vesicle
Molecular function (GO): clathrin light chain binding; actin filament binding; clathrin-cargo adaptor activity
Source: RefSeq, a predicted model, not a curated record